AUGCCGUUCCUGAGCCCCCUUGCCGGCGACGACGCCGACGACUACUACUAUGGCUACGACGCCGGGUACCGCCGCGGCAGCGGCAGCGGCGGCGGCACCGGAAAGAGCGCCAAGAAGGACAAGGGCAUCUUCUCCUGCCUCCCCUGCUUCACCCCCAUCUCGCCCGGAGCGGUGGACCCGGCGGCGCAGGCGUACCGCCGCCUCCUCUCCUCGGACUCCAGCGACAGCGACAACGUCGGCGCCGUCGACCUCACCGCCGACCUCGCCCGCCUCCGCCUGCGCUACUCCCGCCUCGCCGCCGGCCCGCCCGUCCGCCCGCGCGACGUCCCCGCCCUCAUCGCCCGCCCGGACGACCCGCCGCUCGCCGUCGCCGCGCUCUCCUGGCUCGGCGGCGACCUCCGCCCCUCCUGCAUCCUCCGCACCCUCCUCCCGGCGCUCUUCCCCUCCCUGCCCUCCCACGCCCGCGACGCGCUCUCCGCCGCCGCGCGCCGCCUCCAGGCCCGCGAGGCCGCGCUCGACGGCGAGGUGGCCGAGUACCAGGCCACGUACGCCAUGAAGCUCGCGUGCGAGAACACCAAGGACGGCUUCGCCGACACGGCCGCCGAGGAGGUCUGCAAGAUGGCGCGCGCCGCGCGCCGGGCCGACAAGCUGCGCUGGCGCGCCGUGGAGGCCGCCGUCAAGGAGGUGCUCGCGCCGGCGCAGGCCAAGGAGUUCCUCAAGGCCGUCGAGGACGUCGCCGCCAAGGUCGGCCGGCACGGCGCCAGGUGGCACGCGCGCGCUGGGCCCCUCUCGGUGCCCGUCGAGGCCUUCGACCGCAUGCGCGCCAAUGCCAGGGCAGCCGCGGAUGAUGCGUGGUGACCGGACCUCCUGGCCAUGCUCGCUUCUCUGAUGACUCAAGGUCGUCUCAUGCCCUAGCUUGGAGGAUUAUUUCUGACUCAAGGUCUCUUUGCAGCUAAUGUUCAGGAGAAAAUUGACGCAUGCACAUGGUGAGAAGAUUCAGUUAGUUUUACUUGACCAGGAGAUGGGUGUUUGCUUCACUUCUUAUUCAGUCAGUUGUCUUGUGUGUUUACUUCAAGGUGAUUACAUCUGCAUCGACAACAGUUUUGAACUUUCUUGAAAUCGCAGCGAUGAUUUUGAAGGAAUGUGGCAAGACAUGGUAGGAUUGGUAGUUAUAUGAGACACUUGAAGUGUUUCAAUCUCUUUGGCUUGGGCUGUUACAGAUAGAAGGGUUCCUUUUAUGAACUUUGCCGUUUUGGAUGAGUUUGAAAGGUUUUGCUUACUCUAUUAGUGUAGCGUUGCUGUUUCUCUGCCUUUGGAGAAAUGUGUUUUCUGAACUCAUGUCAUCCUGAACCAUUUUGAGUCGACCAUCAUUGCGACCGUUCAGUCUAUGUAAUAGAGUAAUAGUCUAUGUAGGAGAAGCUGUCAUAGGGAAAUAUAUGAACGGAUAUAGUCAA
Lolium rigidum is the source of this 1454-nucleotide messenger RNA. RefSeq lists its product as uncharacterized. The record is from RefSeq and is a predicted model, not a curated record. The coding region runs from base 1 to 858 and encodes 285 amino acids. NCBI's taxonomy places the organism in Eukaryota, Viridiplantae, Streptophyta, Magnoliopsida, Poales, Poaceae. The transcript is spliced from 2 exons. Gene Ontology annotation, biological process: DNA-templated transcription. Gene Ontology annotation, molecular function: sequence-specific DNA binding.